This is a messenger RNA of Alternaria burnsii, 978 nucleotides long. Its product is annotated as tetratricopeptide repeat domain-containing protein. Bases 1 to 978 code for a protein of 325 amino acids. The transcript has 2 exons. NCBI's taxonomy places the organism in Eukaryota, Fungi, Ascomycota, Dothideomycetes, Pleosporales, Pleosporaceae. Gene Ontology annotation, molecular function: protein binding. Gene Ontology annotation, cellular component: EMC complex. Gene Ontology annotation, biological process: protein folding in endoplasmic reticulum. The record is from RefSeq and is a predicted model, not a curated record.
AUGACACAAGCCAACCUUCUCUCUCUGCCCGCACAAAUACCGCCGCCCACCGCCCUUGCGUUGUCCCAAAAGGCCCCUCUCGUCCUCUCUACAACACCAACGUCGAACCUCCCAUGGCCCCUCUCGCUCCUCUUCUCGCGCGAGACACCCGAGACAUGGACCAUCCACGAGAACCUCUUCCUCUCCACCCUCCGCACCGGCGACGAGAAUGCCGCCCUGUCCAUUCUGCAGCGGCUGGAAGCCCGAUUCGGCGACCACAACGAGCGCAUCGUUACACUGCGCGGCAUCUACAACGAGGCCACGUCCAAGUCAGAUGCUGAUCUGGAAAAGGUCUUUGAGGCCUAUGAAAAAAUCCUCCGAGACGAUCCCACCAACAUGAGUAUCAGGAAGAGGAGGGUAGCUGUGCUCAAGGCGCUGGGCAGGACAGGCGAUGCCAUUACAGCUGUCACAGUGCUGUUGCAGUACAGCCCAACGGAUGCUGAGGCAUGGGCUGAGGCGAGCGAGCUCUAUGCAAGUCAAGCAGCUUGGGGGCAAGCGAUAUACUGCGCCGAAGAAGUUCUGCUCAUCACACCCAACGCAUGGAGUGCACACGCACACAUUGCCACGCUACACUAUCUCUCUACAGCCUCCAACAACCCACCCAGCCUCACCUCUCUCGCCCUAUCGCUAAAGCACUUCUGCCGCUCCGUCGAGCUCAACGACGGUUACCUACGUGGCUAUUACGGUCUCAAGCUCCUCACCUCGAAGCUCAACAAUGCACUCUCCGACUCGACAUCCAAACGCAACGCACAAGAAGACGACGACAUCCCCGUCCCGAAUGCCCAAACUGUAAACAAGUUAGAAGAGAUUGCUACAAACAAACUCGCCGAGAUUAUAAGACUAUACAAGUCAGGAAAGAAGGCGUGGCAAGGCUACGACGAGGCGGAAAUCAUUGCUGCGCGGGAGCUGCUGGACAGGGACGGCAAGGCUGAGCGAUAA